Molecule: messenger RNA, 3720 nt
Organism: Exophiala aquamarina CBS 119918
Lineage: Eukaryota; Fungi; Ascomycota; Eurotiomycetes; Chaetothyriales; Herpotrichiellaceae
Exons: 1
Coding region: 1-3720 (1239 amino acids)
Biological process (GO): DNA-templated transcription; regulation of DNA-templated transcription
Cellular component (GO): nucleus
Molecular function (GO): zinc ion binding; DNA binding; DNA-binding transcription factor activity, RNA polymerase II-specific
Source: RefSeq, a predicted model, not a curated record
AUGACCAGCUCAUCGAAAUCUGCUAGUUAUUCUCGAUCUGACCCCCAGAACAAUUUGAUUUCUUCCUCGGGCUAUAUCUUGCCGGGCCCUCAACACCAACACCAACAUCCCCGCAUGUCCAUGGACAACAUCAACCCUCCAGGCCAACACCCAGCCCAAUCUUCAUCCUUUCUUGAUGCUUCUUCGCCCAUUUCCGUCGAUUUUAACUUUCCUUUUGCUGGCAGUCCUCAUGGAAGUAGCAAUAGUGGCAUCGAUGCCCCUCCAGAUAUUCGACUCAGUCAUGCCCAGAGCUUCCCCAACCGCGCUUCACUCCAGGACCAAGCUCGUUACACUUCUGGCAGAGUCCCCAGUCCUCAGCAUCGUGCCAGUUUAGCCAGUAUUGACUCCGCCUUUGAUCAUGAUCUUUUUGGUCCCACGACAAUGAAUCAAUGGACUCCCACCAAUUCAGCCAAUCAAGCCGUCAGCAAUUCUGAUUCUUCGCCAAGAAAAGCCGCCAGUACCACCGAGCACGACAAGAAGCUGCCCCUAUCUCUCGACGACGAGAAACCACCUGCCUGGAGCGAACUCAAGACCAAAGCCGGUAAGGAACGCAAACGACUUCCAUUAGCGUGUAUCGCUUGUCGCCGCAAAAAGAUCCGAUGCUCGGGCGAGAAGCCCGCUUGCAAACACUGCCUUCGAGCCAGAAUCCCAUGUGUCUACAAAGUCACCACUCGAAAGGCCGCGCCAAGAACCGACUACAUGGCCAUGUUGGACAAGAGAUUGAAACGCAUGGAAGACCGCGUCAUCCGCGUUAUCCCCAAGGAUGAACUUCCUGACUUGAGCUCCACUGGCCGGGCUUCUGUUCGGCCCCCGUUGCCCGGCCAGACGCCGAAGAAGGACAAGGAACAGGCCAAGAAACGUUCUGCCGAUGAAGCAUUCACUCAAGAACUCAACGACUGGAGAACUACCAAGGAGAAGUCGACCCUUCUCGAUCCCACUGCCGGAUUACGAAAGCAACGUGAAGGCGAGAAUAAACUCUUCAUUGAAGGAUCCGAGUCACUACCGCCCCAGCAUAUCCAAGAACACCUGGCAGAGGUCUUCUUCGAUUGUGUCUACGGCCAGUCUUACCUCCUCUUGCACAAGCCCAGCUUCAUGCGGAAAUUGAAAGCAGGCACCAUCCCACCAGUUCUCAUCCUCGCCGUCUGUGCCAUAUCAGCCCGAUUUUCAACUCAUCCCCAAGUGAGCACCGAGCCGGCAUUUCUCCGUGGGGAACAAUGGGCCACACCUGCUAGACGCAUCGUAGAGAAACGCCACUAUGAACCCAACAUCACCAUCCUUACCGCAAUGUUGAUGCUGGGGCUGCACUAUUUUGGCACAUGCGAAGGUGGGUUGUCCUGGUCUUUCGGAGGCCAGGCCAUGCGGAUGGGCUAUGCCUUGCAACUACACCGAGAACUCGAUCACGACCCGCUGGGCCGCAACCAAAUCGUCAACUCCAACGACUCGAGCAAGAAAGGGCCCAAACCGCCCGAGUUGUCAUUUACGGAUCGCGAGAUUCGCCGAAGAACAAUGUGGGCAUGCUAUCUGAUGGACACGUUCAACUCGUCCGGGACCGAGCGACCAUCAUUCCUCAACGAAGACUACUAUCAGAUCCAACUACCCAUUCAAGAAUCACAUUUCCAGAUGGAAGUCCCAGGCACGACAGAAGACCUAUACGGAAACGUGCCGAUGGCGAACAACAAAUCCUCGCUCAACGCCGGCGCCAACAACGACGCCGCCGCGGAAGCCAAGGCCAACAUGGGCGUGGCGGCAUAUAUCGUUCGUGGUGUCGUGCUCUGGAAACGGAUCGUUAAAUACCUCAACCUAGGCGGGAAAGAAAAGGAUCCGCACUCCAUCUGGGACCCCUUGUCUCAAUUCGCCACGCUCCAGCGACAGAUCCAACAACUCAAAGCCUCCCUUCCUGAACACAUCAGCUACAACACCGACAACCUGGCAACGCAUGUCUCCGAGCGGCUCGCCAACCAAUUCAUCUUCCUGCACAUCGUGCUCGCACAAGCAUCCCUCUUCCUCCACCGUUUCGCCAUCCCAACGACCCCGUCGCACCGCCCACACCAACACCACCAGCACUUCACCGCCGCCGGGAUGCCGAAACCGUUCCUCACCAAUUCCGCCAACACGGUGAUCGAGUCCGCCGCACUCAUCUCGAAGCUCAUCUCGGACUCGACGGGCCACACGAUGACGGUGCCGUUCGCGGGCUACUGCGCGUACGCGGCCGCGACGGUGCACGUGUGGGGCAUCUUCAGCAAGAACGCGAGCCUCGAGGCCUCGAGCAAGGAGAACCUGCGCCACAAUUACAAGUACCUCACGCGCAUGAAGCGCUACUGGGGCAUGUUCCACUACAUGGCCGAGAGCGUCAAGGACAUCUACCGCGCGUUUGCGGACGCCUCGCUACGGCAUGGCGGCGGGGGCCCGUCCCGACCUCUCAGCCGCGGCGGGGGCCAGCAGCAGCUCCCAUCGUCUCUCCUCCGCCGGCCCUCCGCCGCAGGGAGCCAGACACUAAUGGACCUUGACGGGCUGCCCCUCGGCGGCACCACGACCGCACCAUCAACAAACCCGCCCUCACGCAGCGAAACCCCCGGCCUCGCCUCCUCCGCCGGCGACAAGGCCAACAACGCCGCAGGAGGCCACAACGCUAGCUCCUCGUCCGGAUCCAACAAAGCGAUGUUCCAGUACGGCGACUGGUUCGAUAAGUACCCGCACGGGGUGAGCGAGAGCGAGUGGGAGAAGUCGCACCUGGAGUACCGGCGGGAGGCGGGCACGGCGGACGCGGUCAUGUCGCAGCGCAGCGAUCUGCAGUCCGUCGAGGAGUUCUUCGCGAGCCUGAGUCCGCCCAGCAAAGGCGAGGAUGGGCCUGGUGCUGGCCAGGGGGGUGGACCCGGGGGUGCAAGAGGCAAAAAGGUCGCAAGAAAGAGGGGGAAGAGUGUCGCUGAGAACAAGAAAGGCGCUACGGCUACAACUACGGGAGCGGGAGGAGCAGGUGGCAAUGCUUCUGCUUCUUCGUCUGGUGGCGCAGGUGGCGGAGGAGGGCUAUCAUCGUCAUCGGACGCUCAACGCCAACAGCAGCAGCAACAACUUCAACUUCAACAACAACAGGGACAACAAUCCCAACCAGGCAUAUUGAUCCCGGUAACGACACCGACGGGAACAGAUCUGAACCUCAAUCUAACACAUCCGUUCAACCCUUCCGACUUUGACAUCACCUCCCCCACGCUAUACCAUACGCCUCAAUUCUCAGGCGGCCAACAACAAAACCAACAAGGUCCCAACGACCCAUACAACUACAACGCAUCCGCAUUCCCCUUUGCGUCGGCGCUCCCGGAAAUCGACCGGCAGAUGGUAUUCGGCGCAUACGCGGGGCUCGAUCCUUCCAAUGCCUCGACGCACGGCGGCACAGGGGCGCUGAACGAGCAAUCUCCCUCAAUGGGUGGCCACUUCGGCUCGAGCAGUAAUCCAUGGGAGGGGAUCGACAUGGGUGGGUUCGGUGGGUACGGAGACAUGCAUAGUGGAAUGAUGGACACGAGUUCUUCGGCGUGGCUGCUUCCAUUCAACAUUGAGCCGCCGAGUUAUGGAAACAUGGAGGAUUACGGCGGAACGGCGCUAGACGGCAUGGAUCUAGGUGACCUUGCUGGUCCGGCUGCCGGUGGUGCGGGCAGUGACGUUGGUGGAUUCCGGGAGCAGACGUGA